GUGCAGAAGCAGUUGGUUUGCUCCGCUGUGUGGCAGCAGGGACUUCACUGAGUGCUAUGUUGAGCGCUUAUUUAGGUCUGUUACAGCAGACUAAGAGCAGCUUGCCCAAGGGCAUCGGGGAGAGAGGGCAGAAAGAGAGAGAGAGAGAGAGAGAGAGAGAGAGAGAGAACGAGAGAGAGACAACCGGAGAGAGAGAGAACCAGGAGCCAACUCCACAUUCCAGCCUGGGGAAGGAGACAGAAGCGAGGAACUGCGGAGAGAAAGAGAGGGAGAGAGAGAGGAGAUAGGAAAGGAAAGAAAACAGGGACACAGAGGAAAACAUAGAAACAUAGAGGAACGACUGGUGGAGGAGCACUGUCCUGAUCUCCUAAUCGUCUCCUGAUCGUCUCCUGAUCGUCUCCUGAUCGUCUCCUGAUCGUCUCCGGGUCUCCUGAUCAUCUGGAGCUGGGGAUUUAGAGGCGGUUCUUGUGCUCGUUGUUGUCAUUGUUGUUGUUGUUCUUGAUUUGAGGGACGUAAACAAGAAGUAAACAAGCGUAGAAAAGCUAAAACAGGCUGAAGGUUGUAGUUUUUUAGGGCAGUAUCCGCGAGUCUGUGGGUGCAGCAACAGCAUGUUUGACUGCAUGGAGGCGUUGGGGAUGGGACCCCGCCAGUUGUAUGAUGUCACGAACCCAGGGGCGUGCAUGCUGAGGAAAGCGAGCCCCUUCUUUGCGGGACUGGACCCCUUUGCCUGGACGGGGACGGCCAGCGUCCAAUCCGUGGAGACUCAGAGCACCAGCUCAGAGGAGAUGGUUCCCAGCUCUCCUUCUCCACCUCCACCUCCCCGAGUCUACAAGCCCUGCUUCGUGUGUCAGGACAAAUCCUCAGGCUACCACUACGGGGUCAGCUCCUGCGAGGGCUGCAAGGGCUUCUUUCGGCGCAGCAUCCAGAAGAACAUGGUGUACACCUGCCACCGCGACAAGAACUGCCAGAUCAACAAGGUCACGCGCAACCGCUGCCAGUACUGCCGCCUGCAGAAGUGCUUCGAGGUUGGCAUGUCCAAGGAAGCUGUGCGGAACGACCGCAACAAGAAGAAGAAGGACGUGAAGGAGGAGAUGGUGCCGGUGGAGAGCUACGAGCUGAGCGGAGAGCUGGAGGAGCUGGUGAACAAAGUGAGCAAAGCGCACCAGGAGACCUGCCCCUCGCUGUGCCAGCUGGGAAAAUACACCACAAACUCCAGCUCGGAUCACCGUGUGCAGCUGGAUCUGGGAUUGUGGGAUAAGUUCAGUGAGCUCUCCACAAAGUGCAUCAUCAAAAUCGUAGAGUUCGCCAAGCGUCUCCCCGGAUUCACCACCCUCACCAUCGCCGACCAGAUCACCCUCCUCAAAUCCGCCUGCCUCGACAUCCUGAUGCUGCGGAUCUGCACGCGCUACACACCUGAGCAGGACACCAUGACCUUCUCAGACGGAUUGACCUUGAACCGCACGCAGAUGCACAACGCGGGGUUCGGGCCGCUCACAGACCUGGUGUUCGCCUUCGCCGGGCAGCUGCUGCCGCUGGAGAUGGACGAUACAGAAACAGGACUUCUCAGCGCCAUCUGUCUGAUCUGUGGAGACCGUAUGGAUCUGGAGGAGCCUCAGCGUGUGGACCGUCUGCAGGAGCCUCUACUGGAGGCACUAAAAAUUUAUGCUCGCCGCCGCCGACCCAACAAACCCCACAUGUUCCCCCGCAUGCUGAUGAAGAUCACUGACCUGCGGGGCAUCAGCACCAAAGGAGCGGAGAGGGCGGUGACUCUGAAGAUGGAGAUUCCCGGCCCCAUGCCUCCUCUAAUCCGAGAGAUGCUGGAGAAUCCGGAGGCGUUCGAGGACCAGCCGGAGUCCGGCGAGAGCAAAGCCGAGCCCCCGGCCCCACCUCCGGCCCCGCCCCUCACCAUGAAGACAGAGCGCGAGGACGAGGACGACGGCUGGGCCAACGAGAACGGCAGCGAACCCUCGCCGGAGGAGGAGGACGAGGACGAGGACGACGUGGAGGAGGAGAGGGGGACGGACAGCGACGGGGACGCCUGGAGCGGACAGGAACCCAACGUCCAGGACAUGUCCAGAAAGAGCCAUGGGGGGAGAGCCCAGUGAGCGGGACUUACCCCUGCCCACAAACAAACACACUCACGACUCAUACACACCCCCCCGUACACUCUACACCCCCCCCCCCCCCCCCCCAAUCACAGCAAUCUGCCCCCCCAGGGGCAAAACAUAGAGCCUUAUCACUUCAGCCACCUCUAACUCAGGACUCGCGCUCAGUGAUGAGAGACUGUAAAACGCAGAUCACGCCUCUUCUCAGGAACUGUCUUCAAAGGGCAAAGAGGGAAGACGCGAGACUUAUCAAACUGACUCAUCCAGCGGACGAAACCGCUGUCGCUUUUUUAUACUCUCGCGUUCCUAUCGAAAAUAACGGAGCAGCCAAACCGACAGGAGCCAGCAUGUGAAACAGUCGCGCAAAAAAACAACUACCAACGGGUUCAACGUCACAUUUCGUCUCAGUUCGUCUCAUUUUCGUCUCUUUUCUCCAGAAAACUGCAAGAAAAAAAAGAAAGAAAAAAGAGAAAAGAAAGAAAAAAGCUCAUCCCCGUCUCCUUUUUUUUUCUUUAAUUUUGUUUAUGUUGCUCUUGAUGCAUUUGACGAAUAAUGUUUUGACUCUUCCAGCCUUGAUAUAGUUCUCUUUACUUUUACAUUUUAUGAAUAAGCCCAUACAUAUCUAUAUACCUUUAUAUAUAUAUAUUUUUUUCGUCUUUGUAUAAUGUUUUUUUUUUUUUUGUUCAGUUAUGCUUUGUUUUGGAUAGCUUUCCCAAGGAGAAGCAAAAAAAAAAAGAAAAGAAAGAGAGAAAAAGAGAGAGAAAGAGAAAAUGAAAGAAUGAAAGAUGAUGGAAUGACUAUAAACUGGCUAUAAGACCUCUACUAUAGUCUAUACACCCGGUCAUUUGACUGACUGGGCUUUUUUUGGGCACUUUGGCUCACUGUAGACGUCGAUGAUAAUCAUAAAUUUGACAGCAGCGCCUCUUCAGUAACUCCCAGUUACAGGCCGGUCCUCGUGUUUUGAAGAUCGGCAUUAUGGGUAUUAGUUCUGGUUGUGAAAUACACAGUAUCUUUUGUUUUGCCAAUCGAGUAGUGUGUUUUGUGCCAAAGCAUGCAAGUCUGUAUAAGUUCAGGAAGAGAAAAAAAAGUUUGAGAUGUUUGAGUUAAAGCCAAACUCUAGAGAGGAAACGUCUCAGUUCAAAUACCAUUCAGAACCCUUAGAUUACAGGUUCAGAACUUCUCAGAACUUCUCUGAAUUUCUCAGAAUUUCUAAGAACUUCUCUGAACUUCUCAGAAUUUCUCAGAACUUCUCAGAAUUUCUAAGAACUUCUUUAAAUUUGUUUCAGAAUUUCUCAGAACUUCUAGGAAUUUUUCAGAACGUCUCAGAACUUCAGUGAAUUUCUCUGAACUUCUUGGAACGUCUCAGAACUUCUCGGAACGUCUCAGAACUUCUUAGAAUUUCUCAGAACUUCUCAGAAUUUCUAAGAACUUCUUUAAAUUUGUUUCAGAAUUUCUCAGAACUUCUAGGAAUUUUUCAGAACGUCUCAGAACUUCAGUGAAUUUCUCUGAACUUCUUGGAACGUCUCAGAACUUCUCGGAACGUCUCAGAACUUCUUAGAAUUUCUCAGAACUUCUCAGAAUUUCUAAGAACUUCUUUAAAUUUGUUUCAGAAUUUCUCAGAACUUCUAGGAAUUUUUCAGAACGUCUCAGAACUUCAGUGAAUUUCUCUGAACUUCUUGGAACGUCUCAGAACUUCUCGGAACGUCUCAGAACUUCUUAGAAUUUCUCAGAACUUCUCAGAAUUUCUAAGAACUUCUUUAAAUUUGUUUCAGAAUUUCUCAGAACUUCUAGGAAUUUUUCAGAACGUCUCAGAACUUCAGUGAAUUUCUCUGAACUUCUAGGAAUUUUUCAGAACGUCUCAGAACUUCAGUGAAUUUCUCUGAACUUCUUGGAACGUCUCAGAACUUCUCGGAACGUCUCAGAACUUCUAGGAAUUUCUCAGAACUUCUCUGAAUUUCUCAAAAUUUCUCAGAACUUCUCAGAAUUUCUUAGUUUUUGUUUCAGAAUUUCUCAGUUUUUCUCAGAAUUUCUCAGAAUGUCUGAAGCCACGCCCCUCCCAGAGAUACAUACACUUCUCACCGCAACUGUUUCCAGGUUGGACAAGCUUUGCAGAGCCUGAAACUGAGCAGAAGAUCUCACUUAUUAAGCUAAUGAGAAACGAUAGCGUGAUGAUAAUGAAAGUGUUUUGGGAGUAAAAUUCACCUUACUUGCCUUACAGAUAAAAAAAAAAAACAAAAUAAAUAAAAAAAAAACAUCCAGGACUGGAAGGAACAUCUCCUCACUUGAACUUAGGCUGUUGUUGCACUUUAGGUUUUGUUAUAAUAUCUGUAUAUAUGGCAACAAUGGAAAAAACAAAUGUUGCUUCAAAUCAAAGUUACGUUUGAGUAAAUUGUCAUGAUACCAGAUAUUUUUUUUAUUUCAGUACCAAUACACUGUCAACCUGGUGCUAUAGCCUGUAUCGCAGUUAUGAACAUGAGUAUUGGACUUUUAAUGUAACGUAUAUAUUAAGAAAAAAAUCCUUGCUUUUUUUAAAUAAAAAAACAGUUUGUUAAAAUUUA
Molecule: messenger RNA, 4663 nt
Organism: Astyanax mexicanus (Mexican tetra)
Lineage: Eukaryota; Metazoa; Chordata; Actinopteri; Characiformes; Acestrorhamphidae
Gene: rarga
Product: retinoic acid receptor gamma a
Exons: 8
Coding region: 609-2105 (498 amino acids)
Biological process (GO): regulation of transcription by RNA polymerase II; retinoic acid receptor signaling pathway; cellular response to corticotropin-releasing hormone stimulus
Cellular component (GO): nucleus; transcription regulator complex
Molecular function (GO): nuclear receptor activity; zinc ion binding; nuclear glucocorticoid receptor binding
Source: RefSeq, a predicted model, not a curated record